Messenger RNA from Panicum virgatum (switchgrass), 696 nucleotides. RefSeq names its product transcriptional regulator SUPERMAN-like. The coding region runs from base 1 to 696 and encodes 231 amino acids. The record is from RefSeq and is a predicted model, not a curated record. The transcript has a single exon. Lineage: Eukaryota; Viridiplantae; Streptophyta; Magnoliopsida; Poales; Poaceae.
AUGGAUAGCGGCAGCAAGAUGGAAUCCAGCAAGCAGGCUGCGUCAGGCGGCGAGGCCAUGACAACAUCGCCUGAGCCGCCGGCGGCAGGCGGGGGUGGAGAGGAAGAGGUGGCCGGAGAGGAGGCGGCCGGGUCGCCACCGGCGGCUCCAGCUGCUGCUGCUGCUGCUAGCCCGAGGCCGUACUACGAGUGCGUCUUCUGCAAGCGCGGGUUCACCACGGCGCAGGCGCUCGGCGGCCACAUGAACAUCCACCGCCGCGACCGCGCCAAGCCGCCGGCCCGCGACUCGCCCACCGGCAUAACGUCCGUGUCCCACAACGUCGAGUGCUACAACAAGUACCGCCACUUGGUGUCGCCGCCGUAUUAUCCUCCGGCACAGUCGUCGACUCCGAUUCCGGUCGGUGCCGGCAGCAGCUUCGCUAUGUACUACGUGAGCUCCGGGACCUCGGCGGCGGCCGGAGCUAGGCUGGACGCCGAGGGCGGGAGCCCUAGCAGCGUGAGCCCCAAGGAGCUUAGCCUAUUCGGUGACGGUGAGGCCAAUCGCGAUCAAGACUUGCACCUGGGCCUCGGCCGCCAGGGGCACAUCGGCGGCGGAUCGCGCACGCCGGAGGGCGGGUUGGAGCGGCAGCAGUCCGGCGGCGAGUCGGAAAGGGAGCUGGACUUGGAGCUCAGGCUUGGGCGUCGUCCCAGGCAUUGA